GAAUGUCUAAGUGGUUAGAUUUAAGCCUAACUUGUACCCAAUUAAACUUCAAUUAAAGUGUUGCCAACACAUGCAGCAAUCGUAUGAAUCUACAAUCUUAACUCAAUAGGUAAUCCCAUGAAUCUGAUUGUGGAUCUUUACAAGAAUUCACGUUAUGGACAAUUGUAUUUAGGAAAUAUCAAUGCAGCCAAUGAUAUUAAAUAUUUACGAGAACAUUCUAUCAAUGCCAUUGUUGCUGUCAUUGAUACAAGUGAAAUCAGAGUUGAUCCAUCAAUGAAAAGAUUAGUAUAAAAUCCUAUUAUACUUAGUGGAUAAUGGCUGAAGAUGCAGUCAAUUUUGAUCUCUAUCGUUAUUUUGAUGAAUGUGCAAACUUCAUAAGAGAUCAUAUUAAGAAUACUAAUGUAUUCGUACAUUGUUAUGCUGGUAUCUCUAGAUCUGCCUCAAUUGUCAUAGCAUAUAUGAUUAAACAUUUAGGUUACUCUCUUAAAGAGGCACUUAAAAAAGUCAAAGGAGCAAGAUCAAUUGUUGAGCCAAAUUCAGGUAUUGAUCAUAAUAUAUAUAUAAUAAAGGUUUCAUGAAACAAUUAUAAGAUUAUGAAUACAAAUAGAAUCUUAAUUCACAUUAAGGAACAAGAAAUGGAACAUCUUUUCAUUCUAACCCAAGAGGAUCAGUUACAUCUGCAAGUAAAGGAUCUUUGCACAGUGCAAAACCGUCAUUUUUAGAUAGAAUGUCAUCUGGACAAAAAGAGAUUAAACGUGAUUCUGAAAGUCCAUCUGUAAGUUAAUUUUAUGUAAAUGGGACUGCUAAACAAACUAAUAAUAAUAAUAAUCCUAAGAGUUUUUUUAAAUAAGGAAGUAUGGGAAGUCUCUUAAAAUAAACUAAUAAUGAUGAUUUUUUUAGAAGAUAUUAAAAGUAAAAGAAUGUAGAAAAUAUUUGGAAUUAAGGAAUGAGUGGUCAUCAUAAAUCAGCUAUUGAAAUAAAAUCAGAUAAAAUUGAAUAAGUGAAAUUGACUCUUUAAACAUUUGGUGUCAAAAAUGUAUUUAGUGGAUCAAAUAAUAAUGGGUUACAUUUUCAUCACAAAGGAUUAUCUUAAGGAUGA
Molecule: messenger RNA, 1099 nt
Organism: Paramecium pentaurelia
Lineage: Eukaryota; Ciliophora; Oligohymenophorea; Peniculida; Parameciidae
Source: the annotation of a GenBank genome assembly